AAGAGGGAGGGAGAGAGAGAGAGGAGCCCGGCCGGAGUGAAGCCAGGUCACUGACGCGCGUCCUCACUGAUAUGGACACCGGAGAAGGAUACUGAACAUCCAGGAACCAUGCCUACUGUCCUCGGUGGCAAAGGGAAACUUUCCAUUGUCUGCUUUUUGCUCCGAUACGCAUAUUCUCAGGGAAAAAGAAGCCAACACAAGUACUGUGCCAAAGAUAUUCUCGAGGACAUGACCCAGUCCUGGCCAUCCCAGCAAGCCUUGAGGGGGGACCAGGCUCAGCCAAUCCUCUAUAACGCCAAGGAUGCAAAACAUUCAGCCGCACAGCACAGGCAAAGUCGGGGGGAUGCUCAGCAGCGAAUGGCUUGCCAUCCUUACGUUGCACCUCACAAAUCAAUGCUUGCUGACGACCUGAAGUUAAGCAGUGAUGAAGAUGACACUCAGAGGGCCAUUCAUGAGUCAGCUUCCUGGGACAGACACAGCCUGUCGGCACAGCGAGCAUACACACAUGGCAGGAGGGUGAGACAUUCCAGCUCAGACUCCUCAGACUCAGACUCCUCUGCAGAGUCAGCCAGCAGCAGCAGCACCAGCCUUCAUUCUCGCGGCCCAAGUCCAGAUCUUCACCUAGAUCCUCAGUCACCCACAAACACGCAACUACUAUGCAACAACAAGGAGACUGAUCAUCGUUGGCAGUUAGAUAAAUGGCUGAAAAGGUCAAAGAAAAAAUCUGCCAGGACUGAUCAAGAUUUCUCGCAAACUAUUGAAGAACCCCAUGUCUCUCCCUUAAGUCAGAGAGCGCCUUCACCAGCCAGGUCAUGGGACAGCAAUCAGGAGUACAGCCCUAGCCAAACCCCCAUUCCAAGUCCACAAUUCAGUUACAGUCACAAUAACAGCCCAAUUCCCAGCCCUGGUUACAGCUACUGCGCAAGUCCCAGCCCAUUCCCCAGCACCUGUCCAAGUCCUACCCCUAGUCCACGGCACAGCCCACUUCCAAGUCCAGUUCCAAGUGUUUGCCCUAGUCCUUGUGGAACUCCAAGAAUCAGUCGAAGCCCAAGCCCUAUACCUAAACAUCCCCCAAGAAGUCCAAGUCCCAGUUUAUCUGCUCCAUCGAGGGGUUUUCACUACCUUGGGGGUCAGAACCAGAACCAGUCACAUUCUAUUCUAACGUCUACCCCCCACAGAACUAAAAUAAGACCAGGGAUUGCUCCAUUGCCUACCACCAAUUCAAAGAGUAAGCCCACAGGUAACAGUCAAUUUCAACCAUCUUAUCAGCACAAGCCCAAGAAUCACCCCACACAGGACCAAGUCCAAAGCCAAAGCAGGUUGAAAGGUUCUGUAGGUUUAAACUCCCAACCAAAUCCCAACCAAAAAUUUACACCCAAACCUACGUCAUAUCCAAGAACUAAACAGCUCUCUGACGGUCCCAAAACAAAAAAUCUAACACAUUUUGAUCAAAUCCAAGGCAACCAAUCCAAACCAAAGCCACAGCCACCAUUUCAACAGCCUUUACAGCACAGCCCCCAAAAAUCAAAGCAUUUAGUGCCCACUGGCCGGGAUACCAGCACAGUUUCCAGUAGUCACCCCCAGUCUACUUGUAACACUACUAACAAUUCUGUUACUGUGUCAAGCUCUAGACCCAUUUCUAACCUUAUACAUUGGACAAAGCUGUGGGAGACUGCAGACCCAAACGUUACGCAUGCAAGCAAUGCCAAAACCUCACAAAGGAAGCUCCAACCUAAGAUACAGGAAGUGGAUCAGAGAAGAACUCAUCUGACCCAAACAGAGAGGAGAAUACAAGAAAGAAAGGAGGAUAGACAUCGUGAAAAACAACAAGGGAAACUAGAACGAAAGGAAGACAGAAGGCUGGCGGAGGAGCAGCUACUAAGACGUCCCUGGAUCCAAAGUUUGGCAGAAGAAGGGGAGGAAGAGGAGGACAGAACAACAGAAAAGCACAGUGGAAGAAAGGAUACAGCAAGAGGGGAAAAUAGGAGGAAGGAGGAGCAGACAAAGGAAGAAUGGAAAAUAGUCAAACAACAAGUGCCUGCUAACAACAAACAGCACCGCCUGCGAGAGGGUUUAAACUCUCAAGUGAGGACAAAAAAGGGAAGGAGAUGUGAGGAGGACAGAGAGGUACACGAAGACCUAUCACCCCGAAUAUCCACACAUCCUGCAACUCCCCAAAGACCAUCCAUCAACUCCUCUUCAUCAUUAUCUUCCACAACCCCUUCCAAUUCAGACUCUGAAUCCGAAUGUCUUCCUUCAGUCACCAAGGUUUCAGCUGAGUCCACUUCUCACAGAAGAGUUACCAAGACAGGGAACCUAGCUCCAGGCAGACCUGACACCACCAGGUCUAAGGUUGUACAGCCAAGACGACCUAGCUCAGGUAAUCCAUGUGAGGGGCAGCAAAGUGAGGCAAAGCAAAGGCUCUACACGCUGGUCCCAUUUGGGCGAGGGGAAAAAGCUCCUUCUACUGCCCAGCGGGGGCUAAGAAAUCUGGUGGUGCAGAUAGACCUCUGUCUUCUCAAGAGAGUUCCGGAAAGCCCUACAAACUCCACUGCUAAAAUCCCUUCCCCUUCCAAAUCUUCUUCAUCGACUAAGGAAAAGCCUAAAGAGGUUAUGAAGCACAUUUAUGACCUUGAGACUUCAACUAAAGACAGCAAAAGGAAACGCAAGCUGGAGAAUGGUGUGACACAGAGAGAAACCAAAAGGAGUCUCCUUUAUCCAAACGAGGCCCCAGGGCAGAAAGAACCUUCAUCAUUACCGGCUGAGAACAUUGUUACAGAGACGGUGCACAAUGGAUACCUGGAGGAGUACUUGGACAACAAGAGACCAGUUUCUCCCUUGUCUCCACUGCCCCAAAGCCCUGAACCCACCAAGCCUGCCUCCAAAGCAAAGACAACAGCCGAACAGCAGCAGCCCCGCGCGAAUAAGAGCAAAGACAAGAACAGAGAUGUAGCUGUAAAGCCUAAGAUGGAGGUGGAGUGUGUAAAAGUAUCAAGGCAGCCUCAGCCACCGUCUGAGUCCACCUGGGGACCUGCUGGCCACAGAGGGACGGUACCAAGCGAAGAAAUUUCUCACCAUGCUGAAUACUACUUACAUGAAGCUAAACGGAUGAAGCACCGUGCUGAUGCUAUGGUGGACAAGCUCGGAAAAGCUGUUAACUACAUUGAUGCCGCUCUGUCCUUCAUGGAAUGUGGGAAGGCGAUGGAGGAAGGGCCACUCGAGGCAAAGUCUCCAUUCACCAUGUAUUCUGAGACAGUGGAGCUAAUCAGGUACGCAAUGAGGCUCAAGAGCCACUCUGGUCCUGGUGUGAGACAGGAAGACAAACAGCUGGCGGUCCUGUGUUAUAGAUGCCUUGCCCUCCUUUACUGGCAGAUGUUCCGCUUAAAAAAGGAUCAUGCACUAAAGUACUCCAAAGUGCUGCUCGACUAUUUCAAGGGUUCUCCCAAAGUGCCUACAACACCACCCGGCUGGAUGGACUCUGAGAAGGGUACAACAGGACUCUCGUCCUCACUGUCACCCACUGCAAAACACCACAGACGGGGUUCAAAUGGGGGCAGCAGCGCCGCAUCUCUCAUAAGCAUCCCCCAGCGCAUCCACCAGAUGGCAGCAAACCACCUGACCAUCACCAACAGUGUCCUGUACAGCUAUGAGUACUGGGAGGUGGCAGACAACCUUGCAAAGGAGAAUAAAGAAUUCUUCAAUUACUUGAAUACCUUAUCUGGGCCAUUGACUCUUCACAGUAGCAUUGCUCAUGCUGUCCAAUACACCAGGCAGGCUCUUCAGUGGAUACGUAUUAGUGCCAAACUGAACUGACUCUGGAAGAGAGGAUUUCUCCUUAACCGACCAAGCUGCUCCUCAGACUUAAUUCCACUGCAGAAGAGUACAAACUCUGCAGAUCUCCGAGCCGCUGAGAGGACAGCACUGAUAAUCAAUGUGGUGUGUGAAAAUGGACACAGAAAUAAAAUCCCACCGAGCCACAGACUGUUCUUGCUGUACGUUGGGAUGUGAACACCAGCAUUAUGUGUGCAAAGCCUUCUAAAGGACCAGUUUUACAACCUUCUCCCUCGCUGUUGGAUUAAUCUGAAGACUUGUGUGUUCUGCGGCUGAUUGAGGCCUCUAAACCUUUGCCAAAUGUAUCCUGAAUCUCAAAGAAGAAAUGAGCGAGACAUGUUUGUGUUUUAGACUUUGUUGUUGUUCAGCAAAGCUUAUCUCUGGGUGCAAAACAAGAGAAAAUGCUCAAAAAAAAAGACUGAUGGACCAUGUAUGUCUCUCAAGGAGGGUAAAUUCUCUAAGUGAUUUUUCCUUUACAGUAUAUUAUAUUUUCACUUUUUAUGUUUUUUACUGUGCAAUAUUUGAUAGAUCAUCUUCUUUGUAAGAAAAAAUAAACUGGAUAUGAAGAAUA
This is a messenger RNA of Girardinichthys multiradiatus, 4402 nucleotides long. RefSeq names its product AF4/FMR2 family, member 3 (gene aff3). Bases 109 to 3813 code for a protein of 1234 amino acids. Gene Ontology annotation, biological process: regulation of gene expression. Gene Ontology annotation, cellular component: nucleus; super elongation complex. The transcript is spliced from 19 exons. NCBI's taxonomy places the organism in Eukaryota, Metazoa, Chordata, Actinopteri, Cyprinodontiformes, Goodeidae. The record is from RefSeq and is a predicted model, not a curated record.